GGUCUGCAAUACCUGAUUGACUGGGAGGGCUAUGGGCCUAAGGAGCGGUCCUGGGUUCCUGCCCGCUUUGUUUUGGAUCCUGGCCUGAUCUCUGCCUUCCACCGUGACAAUCCGGGUCAGCCUGGUGGAUCGUCAGGUGCCGAUCCUUGAGAGGCCCUACCUGUUAGGGCUCUGCCACUCCUGACUCAGCUCUGACUGCCACUAAUCACAGGAUUGCCUUCACCUGCAUUCUCCCCUUUAUAUUGCUCUGCUCUCCACCUGCCCUCUGCCAGAACGUGUUCAGUCCUGUGCUAUGCCUGGUCUGCUCAGCUCGGUUCUGGUCAACCUUCAAGUUGGCCUGUCUGCCUGCUCGCCUGCUUGCUCUGUUCUGCUCAACCUUCAAGUUGGCCUGCCUGCCCUGCCCUGCUCUGCUCAACCUUCAAGUUGGCCUGCCUGCCCUGCCCUGCUCUGCUCAACCUUCAAGUUGGCCUGUCUGCCAGCCCACCCUACUCUGUUCAGCUCAGCCUUCAAGUUAGCCUAUCUGCCCAGCUCUGCCUCCAAAUCAGCCAGGGUGGUUUUCUUCCCAUGUGUCGAAGUGUUUUUGGGCAACACACUGAACCUCACAUUUCCUCUGGUGGGUAUAGCAGCACCAUCAGUGUGUGAAUGUGUGGGUAGGAUGAUGACUGCAAAGCAAUUUGGGCCUUCAAGGAAGGUAGAAAUGCAUUAUACAAGUAUGCGCAAUUUAACAUUUAUAUAUUUAUGUUUUAAACUUCUUGGUGUACUUUUUUAUUUUUCUAUUUAUUUAUUUUUUUUUAUAUUAUGCCCUCAUAAUAUUGUUUGUUUUUAGACUGCGGGACAUCCAGACGUGGCAGUCCUUUUUUUUCCCAAGUUGAGAAAUGGAUUGAGCAGAAGGAAGAGAGACGGGCUUAUCCCUCCUAUCAAUCAUCCUGAGAAUCACAAUGGACCCUUUCCAUUUAAAAUUGUUCAGAUUCGCUCCAAUGAGGACAAAAAAAAGAAGAUCAUCUACAGGAUCAUGGGUCCAGGAGCUGAUGAAGAUCCUGUAGGACUCUUUACAAUGGACAAAAACACCGGGGACCUCUAUGUUCAUCAGAGACUCGACAGAGAGAAACAAGCAAAUUAUAAGCUGAUGGCACAUGCUGCUGCUGAGUCGAGCACUGCAGAGGAUCCCAUGGAAAUUAUCAUCAAUGUAAUUGACAUGAAUGACAACAGACCUAUUUUUGAAAAGUCAUCCUAUGUGGGAGAAGUUGCUGAAUUCUCACCAAAAGGGACUACAGUGAUUCAGGUUAAAGCCACUGAUGCUGAUGAGCCUGGAAAUGACAACUCGAUUAUCAAAUACACUAUUCUGAGCCAGGAACCAAAGCUGCCCAAUGACCACAUGUUUGCGAUUGACACCAUGAAUGGAGCCAUCAUGGUUGAAUAUGCUGGUUUGGACAGAGAGAUGUAUCCUGAGUACACUCUGGAAAUACAGGCAGCAGAUAUGAAAGGAGAAGGAUUAACUAGAAAAACAAAAGUAGUUUUGAAAGUGACGGACAGCAACGACAACGCUCCAGUCUUUACUGAAUCUACUUAUCAGGGAUCAGUUGAUGAAAACGCAGUGGGGGUUCAGGUUAUUAAAUUGUCAGUAACUGAUAAAGAUGAACAGAACACCCCAACAUGGAACGCCAAGUUCAAGAUUAUCAGUGGAGAUCCUGAGAAGUUGUUUUCCAUAGAAACAGGAUCCAACAAACACGAAGGAAUCAUCAAAACUGCUCAGGGACUGGACUUUGAGAAAAGCAGAACACACACUCUAUCUGUUAUUGUGGAGAACGACGUUCCUUUUGCCGUUGAAGUGACCACCUCCACCGCCACAGUGGUGGUAACCGUGAAGGACGUCAACGAGCCUCCAGUCUUUAAAGAACAGGAGAUGUUUGUUCAAAAGUCUGAGGACCUUCCUGUGAACAGUGUGAUCACAAACUGUGAGGCAGUAGACCCAGACUUUGCACGUGAAAACACUGUGAAGUAUAAAAUAAUUGAUGACCCUGAAGGCUGGCUGAAAGUGGACGAGGAUACAGGGCUGGUGAAGGUGAAAACUCUCAUGGACAGAGAGUCUAUUCGUGUGACGGACAAUAAAUACACGGCGCUCAUCGGUGCUUAUGACAACGAUCCAGUCCCAGCCACUGGAACUGGCACGUUGAUCAUUACGCUUAAAGAUGUCAACGACAACGCCCCAGUAAUUGAAGAACGGAAAGCGAUGGUUUGCAAGAAAGCUCGCAUUCCUACACUGCUGACUGUUUUGGACAAAGACGAAGCCGCUCAUUCUUCUCCUUAUAAUGUGGCGGUACAUGAGAAGUUUCAAGCCAACUGGACGGCACAGAUGAACAAAACCAGAACCGGAAUUGAGUUGUCUUUGAAAAAGUCUGACAUUCCUACAGGAAUUUACAAAGUGAUCCUGACUGUCGCAGACCGCGAUAACCUGGAGCAAGAUAGCUCCAUAAAUGUAGAAGUGUGCGACUGUGCAGAAAAUGGAGUUUGUCUUGGGUUUAGAAUUUUCGGUGAAGAAGCAAUGCCAUCAUAUAUUUGGGGAACACUUGGAGCUGUGCUGCUGCUGCUGGUAAUUGCGAUUUUGGGAUUGUAUGUAUACAAAAGACACAAGGGACAACAGAAAGAGGACGAAAAGGACAAACUACUUAAGGACGAACUAAUGAGAGACAGCAUCUUCCACUACGCUGAGGAAGGAGGUGGAGAAGAUGAUCAGGACUUUGAUCUGAGCGUUCUCCACUAUGGCCUCGACAACAAACCUGAUGUAUUGCGAAGUGACAUGAUGCCUUCGACCAUGUCCCGCCCCACAUACCGAACUUUGCCUGCUAACCCAGAUGAAAUUGGCAACUUCAUUGAGGACAACUUGAAGGCAGCAGAUGAAGACCCUACCGCUGCCCCCUACGACUCUCUCCUGGUGUUUGACUACGAGGGUGGAGGCUCGGACGCUGGAAGCCUCUCAUCUGGGAACUCUAGCAACAAUUUCUAUGCAAUAUGUCGGAUAUGGAACAAUCAGUGA
This is a messenger RNA of Oryzias melastigma (Indian medaka), 3034 nucleotides long. Its product is annotated as cadherin-1-like. Gene Ontology annotation, molecular function: calcium ion binding; cadherin binding. Gene Ontology annotation, cellular component: catenin complex; cytoplasm; adherens junction. The record is from RefSeq and is a predicted model, not a curated record. The transcript has 15 exons. Bases 1013 to 3034 code for a protein of 673 amino acids. Gene Ontology annotation, biological process: homophilic cell-cell adhesion; multicellular organism development; adherens junction organization. Lineage: Eukaryota; Metazoa; Chordata; Actinopteri; Beloniformes; Adrianichthyidae.